ACAAACGCGCAUGCGCAAUCUUAUACCACGCCCCCUCGCUGCGUUUGAUUCGCAGGGUGCUCAGCUGCGCGGCCUGCGGAAGCCGGAAGUGGCUGGAGCUGAGUCCUGCGGGAGCGUCACGGACACCGGGUGAUGAUGUAACGGGGCGGCGGGGGGCCCUGACAGCGGAAAACCCGGUACCGGGAAGCUGCAGCCAUGAACCUGCUGCCCUCAAACCCCCACGGGAACGGCCUGCUUUACGCCGGCUUCAACCAGGACCAUGGAUGCUUUGCAUGUGGCAUGGAGACUGGAUUUCGGGUUUAUAAUACAGAUCCACUGAAAGAAAAAGAGAAGCAGGAAUUCUUAGAAGGAGGCAUCGGCUUUGUGGAAAUGUUGUUUCGUUGCAAUUACCUGGCACUAGUGGGAGGAGGGAAGAAGCCCAAAUACCCACCCAACAAAGUGAUGAUUUGGGAUGAUCUGAAGAAGAAAACAGUCAUUGAAAUUGAGUUUUCCACCGAAGCGAAGGCCGUUAAGCUGCGACGAGACAGGAUUGUGGUGGUGCUGGAUUCAAUGAUUAAAGUGUUCACCUUCACACACAAUCCCCACCAGCUUCAUGUCUUUGAGACCUGCUACAACCCCAAAGGUCUCUGUGUCCUGUGUCCAAACAGCAACAAUUCCUUGCUGGCAUUUCCCGGGGCUCACACUGGGCACGUGCAGAUUGUUGAUCUUGCCAGUACAGAGAAGCCACCUGUAGAUAUACCAGCUCAUGAGGGUAUCCUAAGCUGUAUCGCACUCAACUUACAAGGGACCAGAAUAGCAACAGCAUCGGAGAAGGGAACUCUCAUAAGAAUAUUUGAUACAUCAUCAGGACAUUUAAUUCAGGAGCUACGGAGAGGAUCACAAGCUGCAAAUAUUUAUUGCAUCAACUUCAAUGAAGACGCAUCUCUGAUCUGCGUGUCCAGUGACCACGGGACCGUACACAUAUUUGCAGCUGAAGAUCCAAAGAGAAACAAACAGUCGAGUUUGGCUUCCGCCAGCUUUCUUCCCAAGUACUUCAGCUCAAAGUGGAGCUUUUCUAAAUUUCAGGUUCCCUCUGGGUCACCUUGUAUUUGUGCCUUUGGAACAGAGCCCAAUUCAGUCCUAGCCAUAUGUGCAGACGGCAGUUACUACAAAUUCCAGUUCAAUCCGAAGGGUGAGUGCACGCGGGAUGUUUACGCCCAAUUUUUGGAAAUGACUGAUGACAAACUUUGACCCUUUUUUUUUGCUGAAGAAUAAUCUUAAAGAGACAGCCUGGCGCGUACAAUAACCUUCGUACAACUUUUGACUGAAUCAUCAUGGCUUUUUAUGCUACAGUAUUUUAGUAUUAAAAUGAAAUCCUUGUUCUGAAAACACGUGCUCUUUUAACGUUCUCAUUUGUCAUCUAAGUGUCUGAUUUUCAGAGACAACGUGCAGUUCCCCUCAAGGUUUGUGAAGAGGAUAUAUAUAUAAUUACUGGCAUUAAUAAUCUUCUUGAUCCACUGAGCCACCGAAGCAGAAGAUGGCCUUAAACAAUUUACGGACUUUCAGAAAUGUUUGUUUAAUAGGCGGGGCGGGGGAUACAAUCAGAAUUAAACUAAACAAGGAUAACUGUGCACAAUAAUUGCUCCAUAAAGCAAUAUCUAGCAUAUCUUAUUUACAGGAUCCAUCGCUGGAAACCUUAGAAGAUUAAUUAUAGGGGGUUAUUACUAUUUUUUCAAUAAUAAGACACUAACCUGGCGCAUUAACCACUAAAUGGCUCAUGUGUGACCAUGUACUCUUUUUCCAGAGAAAGGGAUGGAAUAUGUGAGCAGCAUUGAGCUUAGAAUAGGGAUAUUAUAUUGGAGUGUUUUUUAAAUCAGUUUGCUCGGCGACUAAAAGCAGUAAAGCCAAAAUAAAUCAAUUGGAAGUCGUUACGUGUAGAUCACUGCAUGUUGCUUUGCAUAUAAAUCCUCAGUUCUGUUUGCACACUUUGUUUGUAAGAUACGUUACAGCUUUUUAAUAAAAUGUGACCAAAUUAAA
Messenger RNA from Xenopus laevis (African clawed frog), 2016 nucleotides. It is a transcript of the gene wdr45b.L, whose product is annotated as WD repeat domain phosphoinositide-interacting protein 3. The record is from RefSeq and is a predicted model, not a curated record. The coding region runs from base 196 to 1230 and encodes 344 amino acids. The transcript has 10 exons. Lineage: Eukaryota; Metazoa; Chordata; Amphibia; Anura; Pipidae. Gene Ontology annotation, cellular component: lysosome; phagophore assembly site.